AUCUGUCGUUUGCGCGUCUUCUGGGUUUCUCUCUGUCUUUUCCAUUUUUAUUUUUUCGUCACUGAAGCGAAUCUUCUCGUCGUUUCUCUCUACCUCACUCAUCUCAGUGUUAGGGUUACGAUUCAGCAGAGCAUUAUCUCACAACUAUUUCGUCUGAACUCACUCUCCCAACCUCUCUCUCUCUCUUUCUCGGUUACUCUACCUCUUUGUCGGUACCCCAAAUUUUCUCCAUUCGAAGAACUUUUUUAGGUGUUUAUUCAAACUCAUCAGAUAAAUUGAAGAAAUGUAUACCGAGGGAGCCCCUGAUUUUGUCAUUGACCAGAGCAUGUAUUACCCCGCUUAUUACUGUUCAGGUUAUGAUUCAUCCGUCGAAUGGGAGAACCAUCAGGUUAUUGCUGGUGUAGAUGGUUCAGAGGUCCAAUACACGGGUGGGCAAAAUGAAAAUUCUCCCUAUAUAUGCUAUACACCAAGUUAUGGAUAUGCACAGUCUCCUUACAAUCCGUACAAUCCUUACAUACCAGGCGCUUCAGUAGGCGUUGACUCUUCGUUUGUUGGAUUCCAGCAGUAUUACUCCAGCGCCCCGUAUGAGAAUGCUGCAUCCUCGCCUACUUAUGUUCCAUACGUUAUUCAGCCUGAUAUUGUCUCGAAUAGUUCAACAGACUCUUUGGUAGCGACUGAUUUAGCCAAUGGUGGUCAAUGUGAUAUAAGAGGAUCCAGACAGAGAGAUGGUUCAGCAAUUUCCGGGUUCCCAAAAGAUGCUCCAAAAUCUUCCACAGUUAAUUCUUUGGAUAGGACCUAUGAGAAACUAAGGUCUAGCACUGGACAGAAUAAACAGCCAGGAGUCUCCAAGAAUGAUUUCGCUCCAGCUCCUGCACAUUCUCUCCAGGGCAAAACUGCUCCCGUUGACAGUGUUUCCAGCAGCAGACGCUUGUCUUAUGGGCAGUUAGACAUUGCUAAUGGGUUUUCAUCCGUUGCCUCAAAUAGUUACAAACCUCGUUCCAAGAUGUAUGAUGGCGUGGGUGAUAACCACCUCACUCGAAGUCCAGAUACGAGCGAACAUUAUCGAGGUUCAAGAACGAGAAGAUCAAGAAAUCAGUUUGUUGUCAAAGCUUAUACAACCAAAGCUGGAAAUGCUGAUGCAGAAGGAAACAUUGUGAUAAAUCCUGAUCAAUAUAAUAAAGGAGAUAUCAGAACAGAUCACAGCAAUGCCAAGUUUUUUGUGAUUAAAUCGUAUAGUGAAGAUGAUGUUCACAAGAGCAUCAAAUACGGUGUCUGGUCAUCAACACUGCAUGGGAACAAGAAAUUGCAGAGUGUAUAUGAAGAUGCUCAGAGAAUAGCCACUGAGAAGUCUUGUGAAUGCCCUAUUUUCUUAUUCUUUUCUGUCAAUGCCAGUGGUCUGUUCUGUGGUGUGGCUAAGAUGACCGGUCCAGUUUCCUUCAACCGAGACAUGGAUUUUUGGCAGCAAGACAAAUGGAGUGGAAGUUUUCCUGUCAAAUGGCACAUCAUUAAAGAUGUUCCUAAUAGCUAUUUCAGGCACAUAAUUUUACACAAUAACGAGAAUAAGCCAGUGACCAACAGCCGAGACACACAAGAGGUAAUGCUGAAACAAGGACUCGAGGCGCUAAAACUAUUCAAAAAUCAUGCGGAAAGGACUUCCCUAUUAGAUGAUUUUAUGUACUAUGAAAACCGCCAGAGACUCAUGCAGGAAGAGAAAGCAAGACUUCCAUUCAGGACCUUUCGCAGCCCAUUUCCCAUUCCCAAACCGAAUAUUUCUGAC
Molecule: messenger RNA, 1777 nt
Organism: Camelina sativa (false flax)
Lineage: Eukaryota; Viridiplantae; Streptophyta; Magnoliopsida; Brassicales; Brassicaceae
Source: RefSeq, a predicted model, not a curated record